This is a messenger RNA of Rhizopus microsporus ATCC 52813, 2232 nucleotides long. RefSeq lists its product as uncharacterized. The coding region runs from base 1 to 2232 and encodes 743 amino acids. The transcript has 7 exons. The record is from RefSeq and is a predicted model, not a curated record. Lineage: Eukaryota; Fungi; Mucoromycota; Mucoromycetes; Mucorales; Rhizopodaceae.
AUGAUAGGCAUAUAUACCAUUCAACUGGAGACUGAAUUGCUUAAUGUAUUUGCAAAUGAAGUCUAUCAGCGAUGGCUCCUGCUCUCUCUAUAUUUUGGUUCCGCUGCUUCCGUUUUCUGUCUUGUCGCUUGGCAACACAUUCAGACACCUCUCAAGUUUAUGUAUUCGUGCUUCUUUAAGCCCUUGGGUGAACAUGGUCAUAACCUACAAGGCAGACUGGAAUCGUUUUAUCAAGAUCAAGCUAAAAUUUACGAUCAUUCUCGUGGAGCACUUUUGAGAGGGCGUAAGACGAUGUUAAAGCUCUCUGCUGCACAAUUAAAGGAGCAAAUUGCCUCAGGCAUGAUGAACAAGAAACCUAUCUGGAUUGAUCUUGGCGGUGGAACAGGCUGGAACAUCGAAACCAUGAAUGAUUAUUUCCCUAUCGAUCAAUUUGAAAAAGUAAUCCUUGUUGACCUGACACCAUCGCUCUGUGCAGUAGCAGCAGAACGUUUUGAAAAGAAGGGAUGGAAGAAUGUGGUGGUUCUAUGUGAAGAUGCAGCUAGCUUUCAAGUGCCUGGCGAUGAAGGAUCGUUAGAAGGACGUGUUGGGUUAGUCACCGUAUCAUACGCCUUAUCUAUGAUGGAUCAUUUUUACCCUGUAGUCGAUCGUAUACAAUCCUUGCUAUCACCCGAGGGUGUCGUAGGUGUCGUUGAUUUUUACGUCUCUGGUCGAUCACGUGCACCUGCUGAAAGCUGGUCACCUCAACAAAACAGACAGUGUAACUGGUUCACAAGACAUUUCUGGCAUGCCUGGUUUGAACUAGACCAUAUCCACCUAUAUCCUGGUCGUCGAGAUUAUUUGGAAUACAAGUUUGGUACGAUCAAAUCCCUCAACCGUCGAAACCAUUUCAUUAUUCCUUACCUGAUCCAGAUGCCCUACUAUAUCUGGUUAGGCUGCUCCAACGCUCGCCAAGCCGAAUUAUCAAGUCUUGUCGAAAUGUCUGAUGACACGGAUAGUGUGGCCAGUGGUCGAUCUUCUGUCCAAAGUCAACAAAAUCAAAUGGUCAAGCGUGGCUCAUUUAGUUAUCAAAAUAAGCAAUGGAGAUUGGAUUAUGACCCUUACUUACCUUGUCAUACCCAGUUUAGAUCUUACAUUUACGCAUUUACCUGGGAGGAUCCACGUGUUGAUUUGGAGUACCUCAAUAUCUCAAGCCAAGAUGUUAUGUUUGUGAUCACAUCUGCAGGUGAUAACGCUCUCGAGUAUGCUUUAAAGGCACAACCCAAACGAAUCCACUGUAUUGAUAUGAAUCCCUGUCAAAACCAUUUGUUGGAACUCAAGCUUGCAGGUAUCACCAGCUUGGAAUACCAAGAUUUCUGGCGAAUGUUUGGUGAUGGCUAUAAUCCUCGUUUCUCUGUCUUACUACAUGAAACGCUCUCACCUCAUCUAAGUUCAUAUGCUUUUCAAUACUGGUCUCAUCAUUCAGACCGUUUCAAUCACAAGUUUUACAAGACGGGAUACUCUGGUUUAGCCUUAUCUAUUCUCGAAUGGUGGAUUCGUAUGCAAGGACUAGGUGAUGCAGUGAAUGCUAUGGUAUCUGCUGAUACGAUUAAAGAGCAAAAGUCAAUUUGGGAAAACACGAUAAAGCCUGCUAUCUUUUCACCCAUGCUUCAAAAGGUGUUACAUAACCCAAUGUUCAUGUGGAACGCAUUAGGAGUACCCAUAAAUCAGAUGAACAUGUUCCUUAAAGAAAGCACUUGCCAAGAGUAUAUUGAAAAUACCUUGGAUCCUAUUCCGUCUCAUUCACUUUUCAAGGACGAUCAGUACUUUUACUAUCUCUGCUUGAAGCAGCGUUAUAGUCACACAUCUUGUCCUUCUUAUCUUACAAAGGAAGGAUUCAACACUCUAAAGACCUCUGGAGCAUUAAACGCAUUCCGCUUGCAUACAGAAUCUAUCCUGGAUGCACUCAAAGGCAUGUCCAAUGAUUAUCUGACACGACUUGUGGUCAUGGAUCAUAUGGACUGGUUUGAUCCUAAUGAAUGCCAAGAAUUAGAAAACGAAAUCAUGGAAAUGAAACGCGUGUUACAGCCGGGAGGUCAAGUCUACUGGCGCAGUGCAGGAACAAGGCCAUGGUAUAAUGAGUUGUUUAUGAAAUAUAGCUUUACUGUAGAGCCUCUGGCUAUUCGCCGUCCUGGUCAAGUCAUUGAUCGCGUUAAUAUGUAUGCUAGUUUUUAUAGGGCAACAAAGAUUGUUUAA